Messenger RNA from Lemur catta (Ring-tailed lemur), 411 nucleotides. RefSeq names its product defensin beta 1 (gene DEFB1). NCBI's taxonomy places the organism in Eukaryota, Metazoa, Chordata, Mammalia, Primates, Lemuridae. Gene Ontology annotation, cellular component: extracellular region. The coding region runs from base 122 to 328 and encodes 68 amino acids. Gene Ontology annotation, biological process: innate immune response in mucosa; defense response to Gram-positive bacterium; defense response to Gram-negative bacterium. The record is from RefSeq and is a predicted model, not a curated record. The transcript is spliced from 2 exons. Gene Ontology annotation, molecular function: CCR6 chemokine receptor binding.
UGUGCAAUCCUCCAGCACCAUAAAUACAGCCACACUCUGGCCUCUGGACGCCUCUGUCAGCUCAGCCUCCGGGGAAGCCUCACCUCCUCUCUGAGACCCUGGGUCCAGCCCGCCUGCCACCAUGCGAACACCCUGCCUUCUGCUGCUGACGCUCUGCCUGCUCGUCUCCCAGGUGGCCCCAGGUGUCGGCCUCCUGACCAGCCUGGGCCACAGACCUGACCACUACAUGUGCUACAAGAACGGAGGAACCUGUCUCUACUCCUCGUGCCCGAUUUACACCAAAGUCAUUGGCACCUGUUACAGCGGGAAGGCCAAGUGCUGCAAGUGAGAUGGGCAAGACCAGGAGAACCAGCGAAGCUGCAGAGUGAACUCUUUGUAACCAUUCUUUUAAUAAAGGAAGACUGUUCUGAA